Molecule: messenger RNA, 1155 nt
Organism: Ectocarpus siliculosus
Lineage: Eukaryota; Phaeophyceae; Ectocarpales; Ectocarpaceae
Source: the annotation of a GenBank genome assembly
AUGACCGAUACGACCGCCGCUGCCACACCCGGCGGCAGCAAACGCAACCGUUGCCAGAUGCCUGGCUGCAGCAAGCCCCCCCGCUACGCCCUGCCGGGGCAGAAGGCGGAGUACUGCACCCUGCACAAGAUGGACAACUACGUGGAUGUCAAGCACCCUCGAUGCGAGUCUGAGCUCGGAUGUGUUCGCCAGCCGACUUUCGGCUGGGAGGGGGAGAAGGCCCGCUUCUGCAGCGCGCACAAGAUCGAGAACAUGCUUGACGUCAAGAACCCGCGUUGCGGUGAACCCGGCUGCCUGAAGCGUCCGAGGUACGGCGAGGAGGGGGGCCGCGCUCGCUUCUGCGCCGCGCACAGGUUCGACGACAUGGUCGAUCUCGCAUCUCGACGCUCGACGGCCGGGGCCGCCAAGCCGUGCAGCAGCCCGGCCAAGCGCGCCCGCAACGGGCCCCGAUCUUUCGCCCACGACUCCGCGGCGGCGGCUGCCGCUGCUGCUGCCAAGCCUCCGGCCUUGCCUGCGGGAGCCAUGCCCGCGUUCAGCCUCGGUGCUGGCGGCGGCGGCGGUGGUGGUGGUGGCGGAGGCGGGAGGGCACCCUUGCCAAAGAGGGGGCAUCCUGUCCCCAAGCGGGGGCACACACCGGCGCGCGCCGGGGGGCACAGGCGUGCAACCUCGGAGAGCUGGAUCGACUUCUGCCCCAAGCGUGUUUUCGAGACCACGACCGGCAAGGACGCCGCGGACCUGGGCGCCUCCGACAACAACGACCCCGUCCCCCGCCACGCCGCCGCCGUCGCCAGGAGGGCCCGGCAUCAUCAUCAGCCCAGCCCCCGGACCGUCAACACGAACAUGGCCACCAUUGCGGCAGCGGCAGCUGUGGGAGUGGACCUUCCUGGUACUACGGCCAACGGCGGCAGCAGCCUGUCGAUGGAGGGGAAGGGAGACGACUAUCGCUUCAGCGGCAAGGACGGCGGCGGCAGCGGCGGCAGGGGCAUCGUGAUGACCACCUCCUUCUUCCACCCCGAGAGCGGCGCCGGCAGAACGGGCGGCGGUGGUCGCGCCUGGGCCCACGGCAACGCGGCGGUGGGCUGGCUCUCAAGCGGCGGCGGCGGCGGCGGCGGCGGCGGCUCGGCCGCCACUGGCCGGGGAGGCGUGACCUCCGCC